Messenger RNA from Sapajus apella (tufted capuchin), 625 nucleotides. RefSeq lists its product as uncharacterized. The transcript has 2 exons. The record is from RefSeq and is a predicted model, not a curated record. Bases 1 to 612 code for a protein of 203 amino acids. Lineage: Eukaryota; Metazoa; Chordata; Mammalia; Primates; Cebidae.
AUGGGACCCGACCUGGGCCCACGCCUUCCAAGCCAUCCAGGAUGCAAUGCGGAGGGCAGUCCGGAGUGGCCACCUCAGGAUCUCAAGCGCCCUCCUCCUCCAGCCGAUCCGAUCAGGAAAGCCGAUAAGAAGUAUCUGAUUCCUGAGCUGCUUGUGGCAGGCAGCCUCCUUCCCCGGGACCGCCCCGGGCACCGCCUCCAGCCUUGUCCUGUGGGGCUGCAGCCUGAGAGCGCCGACAUCGCGGUCCACCAUCAGGGCACCCCAAUGCGCAUGCGCAAGCGGCUGUCACAAGCACGAGCGCGGAGCGGGGCCUCGCGUCACAGUGACGGCAACCGUGUCCUGGGGAACCGUCUCAGCGCUUGGCAAAGCAGGGGCCCACUGCGGCAGUGCUUUGGCGUUGGGCGACGGCCCCCUAACUCACGGCGAUCGUCGCCACGGUCCCGCGAUUUCCGGAGUCCGACUUGGCGGAACCAGGCUGAGAAAUGGUCCAGCCGAGCUUCAGGGAUGCCCAGGGCGAUCGAUCCCCAAGGAUCCCCUAGAUGCUUCAGGCCUGCCCAGACAGUGUUGGGGUGCGCCUCCUUGAAAGCUGUCCCUGCUGGGAUUUCCAGGUAAGAUGAUAUAACUC